UAUCCAGCUGGCAGCAGCUGGGAUUAGCUUGCGGUCAGCCUCCAGCCGCGUUGGGGUCAACUGCUGCAACAGGGCAAGAAGAUACCGAGUCCUGAAUUCAUUGACCAAACUGAGCCAUAGUUAUUUGCCGCUCUGUAUAACUUUCCCACUAGACUGUGGGAUUAAAUUCGGUAAAAUUGAAGCACGACAUCAUACAGAAGAGUGCAGAAAUCAUAAGUGUACAUUUCAAUGAAUUAUUAACAUGUGGACACGCCCGUAUAACCAUCAAUGAGUUUAAGAAUCAGAGCAUGACCAGCUCCCUGGAAGCCUCCCACCCCUCUCGUUCACUGCCCCUAUUCCUCCUCCGAGGUGACCACUAUCCUGCAUUCUACCGGUCACCACAGGUUAUCCUCAACAAAAGAGCUUGAGAGAUGCCGACCUUGCAUUGAGUUCAAAUAAGCAAGAAGAACAUUUGGUUAAACUAUUUGAAAAUAAUCCAACAAAUGACCAAAAUCACAACCCACCACAUGUGAAAAACAUCUUCCAAACUCUCCAAAGAUCUUUAGGUCACAUUGCAGAGGAGAAGAGGGAUAAAGAAUCCUCUCUCUUCAACAGGGAUGUAAGUGAUGAGCAGUUAUCAACCAUAAAUAAAGGAACACUUCAGGAAGCAAUCAGUCCAGAGUCUGAAGAGGCGCAGGGGCCCGCACCCUGCUCAGGGCAGCGGCGGCGAUGCCGGACCCCGCGGCGCACCUGCCCUUCUUCUACGGCAGCAUCUCGCGCGCCGAGGCCGAGGAGCACCUGAAGCUGGCGGGCAUGGCCGACGGGCUCUUCCUGCUGCGCCAGUGCCUGCGCUCUCUGGGCGGCUAUGUGCUCUCGCUCGUGCACGACGUGCGCUUCCACCACUUCCCCAUCGAGCGCCAGCUCAACGGCACCUACGCUAUUGCGGGCGGAAAAGCGCACUGCGGCCCCGCUGAGCUCUGCGAGUUCUAUUCGCGCGACCCAGACGGGCUGCCCUGCAACCUGCGCAAGCCGUGCAACCGGCCGUCGGGGUUCGAGCCGCAGCUCGGGGUCUUCGACAGCCUACGCGAUGCCAUGGUGCGCGACUACGUGCGCCAGACUUGGAAACUAGAGGGCGAGGCCCUGGAGCAGGCCAUCAUCAGCCAGGCCCCUCAGGUGGAGAAGCUCAUUGCCACGACGGCUCACGAGCGGAUGCCCUGGUACCACAGCAGCCUGACGCGCGAGGAGGCGGAGCGCAAACUCUACUCAGGCUCACAGACGGACGGCAAGUUCCUGCUGAGACCCCGGAAGGAGCAGGGCACCUAUGCGCUGUCUCUGAUCUAUGGGAAGACUGUGUACCACUACCUCAUCAGCCAGGACAAGGCGGGCAAAUACUGCAUUCCCGAGGGGACCAAGUUUGACACGCUCUGGCAGCUGGUGGAGUACCUGAAGCUGAAGGCUGACGGGCUCAUCUACUGCCUGAAGGAGGCCUGUCCCAACAACAGCGCCAGCUCAGAGGCCGCUGCUCCCACACUCCCCGCCCACCCAUCCACAUUCACCCAGCCUCAGAGACGGAUCGACACGCUCAACUCAGAUGGAUACACCCCCGAACCAGCAUGCCUAGCGUCCUCAGAGAAGCCGCGAUCGAUGCCCAUGGACACCAGCGUGUACGAGAGCCCCUACAGCGACCCCGAGGAGCUCAAAAACAAGAAGCUGUUCCUGAAGCGCGAGAACCUCCUCAUGGCUGACAUAGAACUUGGCUGCGGCAACUUCGGCUCCGUUCGCCAGGGCGUCUACCGCAUGCGCAAGAAGCAGAUCGACGUGGCCAUCAAGGUGUUGAAACAGAACACGGAGAAGGCGGACAAGGACGAGAUGAUGCGGGAGGCGCAGAUCAUGCACCAGCUGGACAACCCCUACAUCGUGCGGCUCAUCGGCGUCUGCCAGGCCGAGGACCUCAUGCUGGUGAUGGAGAUGGCGGGCAGCGGGCCGCUGCACAAGUUCCUGCUUGGGAAGAAGGAGGAGAUCCCCGUCAGCAACGUGGCGGAGCUGAUGCACCAGGUGUCCAUGGGGAUGAAGUACCUGGAGGAGAAGAACUUUGUGCACCGUGACCUGGCGGCCCGCAAUGUCCUUCUGGUCAACCGGCACUAUGCCAAGAUCAGCGACUUUGGUCUCUCCAAGGCACUGGGUGCUGACGACAGCUACUACACUGCUCGCUCGGCGGGGAAGUGGCCACUCAAGUGGUACGCGCCUGAGUGCAUCAACUUCCGCAAGUUCUCCAGCCGCAGUGACGUCUGGGGCUACGGGGUCACCAUGUGGGAAGCCUUCUCCUAUGGCCAGAAGCCCUACAAGAAGAUGAAGGGCCCCGAGGUCAUGGCCUUCAUCAAGCAGGGCAAGCGGAUGGAGUGCCCACCAGAGUGUCCACCCGAAAUGUACAAACUCAUGAGCGACUGCUGGACCUACAAGUGGGAGGACCGUCCAGACUUCCUGACCGUGGAGCAGCGCAUGCGCACCUACUACUACAGCUUGGCAAGCAAGGCCGAGGACCCUGCCGCAUGCGGAAAGGGGGCCGAGGCUGCGUGUGUCUGAGCUCCAGCCUGCCGACCCCUACACCCCAGCUUUUCCUCCUGUGUCCUCAGCUCCCUCCCAGGACCUCCAGUCUGGCUGAGCCCAGCUCAGUUUCUCUCCCCCCACCAGCUGGGCUGUGAUAAGGUGGACAGCUCAGGCCUCCGGCCCACACUGGUCUAGUAUUCCCUGCCCGGUCACCUGGCCCCUCUGGCUGGGUUAGGAGGCCAAGACCCAGGCAAGGUGGUCCUGGGCUGGAAUCUACUGGGAGGCCCUGAGCUGAGGGGGCGUUGCUUACAGCAAGGACCCUCCUUCCUCUGGGCCCAGCAGGGCGGACUCCCAGAGUCCUCAGGUGGCAAG
This is a messenger RNA of Eubalaena glacialis (North Atlantic right whale), 2898 nucleotides long. Its product is annotated as tyrosine-protein kinase ZAP-70. Gene Ontology annotation, molecular function: non-membrane spanning protein tyrosine kinase activity; ATP binding; signaling receptor binding. Gene Ontology annotation, biological process: intracellular signal transduction; innate immune response; cell surface receptor protein tyrosine kinase signaling pathway. Gene Ontology annotation, cellular component: extrinsic component of cytoplasmic side of plasma membrane; cytoplasm. NCBI's taxonomy places the organism in Eukaryota, Metazoa, Chordata, Mammalia, Artiodactyla, Balaenidae. The record is from RefSeq and is a predicted model, not a curated record. The transcript is spliced from 16 exons. The coding region runs from base 709 to 2562 and encodes 617 amino acids.